AUGCUCGAGUUUGAAGGCAGCAGUCUCUUCCGGCACCAUAUUGUGUGCAGUUUGCUCACCAACAAGCCGGUCCGCAUCUUGGGCAUUCACGACGAUGCGGAGCCGGAGGGGAUUCAGGUAUGCGAGGCCAACUUCCUCAAGUUCAUCGAUCGCGUAACGACAGGUUCUAAGUUCGAGUGCACAGAAAACAACACCACCCUGACGUUUUACCCGGGCAUGAUCCUUGGCGGGACGUUUUCGCAUGAGGUUCCUACCAGCCGCUGCGUGAGCUACAUCGCCGAGGUUGCCGUCCUCCUCCUUCCCUUCGCGAAGCUGGACACACGGCUGACGCUGGUUGGUUCGACGCAGGGUGAGUUGGACCUCUCCGUUGACACACUCCGAACGGUGACGACGCGCUGGUUGCAGCUUUUUGGUGUAGAGUGCAGUGUGCGAAUCAUUCGUCGCGGAGCACACCCAGGCGGGGGCGGGGCCAUUGACCUGCAGUGCAAGGCGGUGCGGAAGUUAAACUCCAUUGAUGCCACAACACGAGGUCGGGUUCGCCGCAUUCGAGGGAUCUCGUUUGGAUCUCGUGUCGCGGCGGAUCUCGCCCAACGUGCGGCCACUGCCGCGAAGGGCGUGCUUCUAAAUCUUCUUCCUGACGUCUACGUGGUGACGGAUUUAGACAACUCCAAGCAACACCAUGGGGAGCCAUCGAGUGGUUACGGGGUCGUUUUGGUGGCCGAGACGACCAGCAAGCAUUGCGUGAUAUCACAGGAGGCAACCGCCGCACCACAGGAACCUCCGGAGACUGUUGGGAAACGCACCGCUGAACUUCUUCUUGACCAAGUGUUUGGAGGUGGCUGCGUGGAUGCGCAUCACCAGAUGCUUGUGCUGCUUCUUAUGGCACUCAGCCCAGACGAAGUGUCAACGGUGCGGCUUGGCCAGUUGACAGGGAGCAUUGUCUCCGCCGUGAUGUUACUGGAGGCCUACUUCGGGGUGUCGUGCGCAACGAAGGAAGAGCCAUCGCCGAUGGGAGAUAAUCUGCCUCCCAGCACCCUCAUUACCUGCGUUGGUAGUAACACCGUUAACGUGUGGAAGAAAAGUGGGUAG
Trypanosoma rangeli is the source of this 1089-nucleotide messenger RNA. RefSeq names its product RNA 3'-terminal phosphate cyclase-like protein. The record is from RefSeq and is a predicted model, not a curated record. Lineage: Eukaryota; Euglenozoa; Kinetoplastea; Trypanosomatida; Trypanosomatidae. The transcript has a single exon. Gene Ontology annotation, molecular function: RNA endonuclease activity. Gene Ontology annotation, cellular component: nucleolus. Gene Ontology annotation, biological process: endonucleolytic cleavage of tricistronic rRNA transcript (SSU-rRNA, 5.8S rRNA, LSU-rRNA); ribosome biogenesis. Bases 1 to 1089 code for a protein of 362 amino acids.